This is a messenger RNA of Corythoichthys intestinalis (scribbled pipefish), 3876 nucleotides long. RefSeq lists its product as uncharacterized. Gene Ontology annotation, biological process: proteolysis. The record is from RefSeq and is a predicted model, not a curated record. The coding region runs from base 89 to 3766 and encodes 1225 amino acids. The transcript is spliced from 17 exons. Lineage: Eukaryota; Metazoa; Chordata; Actinopteri; Syngnathiformes; Syngnathidae. Gene Ontology annotation, molecular function: cysteine-type peptidase activity.
AACGAUAUGCAGAUGCAAUCUGGAAUGCAGGAACUCAGGACAUUUCCAUUGCCCUUUCUGUCCGAAGACUGUACUAAAAAAAAGUGACAUGGCCAAACACUUGGUGGCUUGUCAAAAGAGAAGUCUGAAUACAUCUGCCUUGGCUCCUGGGACCACGAUGAAUCCACUCCCAUCUACCCUAGUUGCACUGACAUCCUCACCCCUAAAGACAGUAUCCCCCUUUCCAGUCAUCAGCAAGAGCCCUUCCCAUAUUGAUGACCACACAUACUGUGCCAUGUCAACAGUUGCCCUGGAGGAUAAGCAUAUGCUGCUGGAUAAUAAGAAAGUCAAAUGUCCCCACUGCAGUCUUGUGUGCUUCAAGAAGAACAUUCCAAAACACAUCCAAAGAAAACACAAAAAAGAAUCGAAGGAUAUUUCAGUCCAGGAUCAUUUGAAUAGUGCCUGUGUGGACCCAGACAACGCAAUUUUUGCUGUGCAAAAGUCGAAGCAUGGUUUCUCUGUACCGGUUCAUGUACAAAAUAAGACCUUCGGACAUCAACACAAAGUGGAGUGUGAGUUGGAAGAGUGCAGACAAUAUCACUUCUUGGCAGUAAGAAGUGGUCUACCAUUUAAACACUGUGAGCACAUCCGCUCGUUACAGUACUGUACUCAGACAGUGAAGGAAGAAAGACUUUUGGCCAAUGUUUUGGAGGAAAUGGUGGCACUUCAAUUUUUUGGGGUGGCAAAAAAAGCCUCAUGCCUUAAAAGACAACAUGUUGCACAGAUGAGUCAUAUACCUCUCUGUGCACAAGUAGAUUUUAAGCUGACAACAAAGCAUUUGUGCUUCUCCAUAUAUGAGCCAGUUCUGAGUCAUUACACCCGUCUUGGAAGGUUAAUUGUUACAUACAAUGCUUCUGAGAAUACAUGGCAUUGCCCUUGUGCCAAACCAAGGCGUUCGUGUUUACACAAAAAUAUCAGCAAAUGGCAUUUAUUCCAAACAAAUCGUGACCUGUUUAUAACCCAGCCUCCUAGUCCAACCACACUCCAUCAGAAGCAUGACAGUACUUAUCCACCGUUGAAUGAAAACUUAAGGCAGUUGUCGAAUUACAUUUACACUCACAAAAAGCUUCCAGAUGACCUACCUGGUGAGCUUUUGCAGCCAAAGGCCACUACUGACUACAUGGCAGAAUUGCAUCCAGCAGAGACAAUUUGCACUGUCUGUCCAGACACUGUUCAGCUACAUAAAUCCACAAGAAUUACUGGAAAAGCUAAGAUAGUCACCAUGAAUGGUGUGAUUGGAAAUGUUUCGACCUAUUUCAGGAGAUGUCCACAGUGCCAAAUGGUUUACAGGUAUCAAGAAUGGAAGGAUGGUCUACACAAUUUUAAUGAUCAUCUGGUACUGAGCCUUGAACUUUGUGUGUACCUAAGACACAACCUGCAGAACCAUGUAUCAAUAUCAAAGGUGAUACAUUCACUGGAAAGUCUUAGGAAAGAAAAAUUUCCUGCCCCAGACACCAUCUGCCAUGCUUACUACCACUUUGAGGCACUGACAAACCACGAUUAUUCUUUUUCGUGUGUCUGCUGUGGAUACUACCCACCAGUAGUGGUGAUGGACCUCCACAAAAAGGGAGUUUUUAAUUUACCCGUGAGUGACAUCAAGGAAGCUUCUGAAGACUUUACUGGUGAAGUCGACAUUGAACAUUUCUGGGAUAAUGUUCAACUGGAGAUGAUUUCUUACGGAUUUACCCCAACUCAUGCAAAAAACCCCUUUGGUGUUAAACCAAAUUUUGAGUAUUGGGCCCCAUGGAUUGGAAAGAAUACGCGAAAGUCAGAGGUUGUGCUUAACACGGAGUACGAAAAACUGUCAGCUUCGAAAUCCUCAGCUGAAACUGAAGUCAGCAUGGUGUCAGAGGAUCGUCUUGUUGAUGAGCUAAUGAAACAGAAGGUUUCAACUGUGCGCAAACUUUGCAAGGCCUGCAAUCUAGAUUGUAGGGGAUCACGGAUGGAUCUUAUCAUUAGGCUACGAGAAGAAAUGAAGACAAGACAUUCAUAUGAUAAAAUAUUCCAAAAGAUAUGGGGUGCAUCUGGUGGAUGGUCUGUGAUCCUCUGUCCUCAUGCUGUGGUUUACAGCCUUAAAUUUAACUUGAGGGCAGAGUCUCCGAGGGAUUUUACAGACCUCCUUUUAUCUUGGAAACAUCUUCCAAACGUCUCCGUCUAUGAUUUUGCACGAGGCUUGACAACGCAUGCCAACCUCCGUUUGCCAAACGCCUUACCUUUCAGGCCACACGAAGGCAGACUGGCUGCAUCACUUAGUGACAACAUCAGUAAAGCGCAGCAAAAAAAACUCAAAAUCUCUCUACCAUGGUUGACAGAAAAGUCCCAAACUCCCCAAAAACAUGGACAUCCUCUGACUGGCUCCUCAGACCACUAUGUUUUAUAUGACAAAUUUCAUGAGACCAAUACAAAAGAUCCACAGGAAAUCCUAAGAAGGAUCGACCUGGUUCCUGAACUUCAGGGUUCAUUGAAUAGCCAAGUGGCUGAGCAGCUUUUUGCAAGCAUGCAGAAAAACAAUUAUUUUCUCAACAACAUGGCACCGUCGACACAUAUUUUUUUAAUGAGAAACAUUAUUCAUCACCGAAAUAAUACUACAAAUGCCAGACUUUUGGAAAAACAAUUACAGAGAGGACUUGACUCCCAUCAUCUGAGUGAUAUUACUCUGAAUGACUUUGGACAAGCUGUGUUUGCUCCAAGACCUCAAUCACAUUCAGAAGAACUUAAAUCACAACCCCCAAAUGAUAGUCAUCCCCUACACAUACAGGGGUGCAACACAGAUACCAGUGGAAACAAUGAACAAUGUGGAACCCACUGUGCGGUCAUUACAAAUUGUGAGAGCAUAAGACCAUGCAGAGCUUCAUGGGCAGUUAAAACUCAUCCUGCUCAAGAACGGCUGCUUGCGUACAUCUUGGACAUUGAGAGGCCAGAAACGGAGUUGAUAGUCCAAACAAAUAAAGCCUGUCUGACACGUUCUGACUUUUGGACCCUUGGAUUAAACAGGGAAAUGGAAUCAACUAUAGGAAAUGCAUGUUUGGAACUUGUCCAACGAAUAGCUCAUUCAAAGGUACGAAAAAGUAUAUUUUUGGAGUCGAAAGGUAUCAUUUUAACUGUACAGCAUGUGUGUAUGCAUGUAUGGGCGCAUAUAGGUGUGUGCGUAUGUUUAUAUGUAUAUAUCGUAUGUCAGUGUGUAAUAUAUGAUGUAUUUCUCAGGGAAAGAACAUAUUUGUGGCCGACCUCUAUGUUGUCGCGACAUGGCGUAAGCCUACAGAAUGUGACCCACUCAUGCAUUUGCCUAUUGACGUCAAAAACAGAGAUGCUGUCGUUGUUCCCAUUUGGCAACCUGGACACUUCAUGUUAUCUAAACCUCUGCCAGUCUAUUAAUGCAGGGACUUGGACAGAGAUAAUUGGAACAGAUAUACAGGGUUUCCCGGGACAGCCAUAUGGGAAUGACUGUGGCAUCUUCAUGUUGAUGUAUGCUUUGUACGGUGUUCUGGACGCUCCCUUUGAUUUUAACAUCACUGAUAUGCCAACUUUGAGGAAGUGGUGGUGCAUAUUGUUGGUGGAAAAUUUUGAACUUGGGUGCCACGGGAAAUUGUUUGCCCAUUGGACAAAUGAGGCAAAAGCCCUCUUGCAGGGUGAAGUGCCACCAGUCUUCAGGUUGAAGAAAAGGAAAUAUGAUACCAUCGCUGAGGGGGUACAAGACAAAGAGAUGUGGACCAGAGAAAUGAUCUAAUAUAUCUUCAAUUAGACAAUGAAAAAAUAAAAGCAUAGCACGUUACAACAAUGUUGUCAUUUCUGAUGAUGAAUGAAUGAAUGUUUGAAAUAAACCACCAUUACUUGGAG